This is a messenger RNA of Naegleria fowleri, 1002 nucleotides long. RefSeq lists its product as uncharacterized. The record is from RefSeq and is a predicted model, not a curated record. NCBI's taxonomy places the organism in Eukaryota, Heterolobosea, Eutetramitea, Acrasida, Naegleriidae. Bases 1 to 1002 code for a protein of 333 amino acids. The transcript has a single exon.
AUGUUGAGAGACAAAUUGAAACGCAUUCAAAAGGAAUUGAAGAAUGAGAAGAAGAAACAAGAGGCAGCAAUGAGUUCCUCUCUCAAAGAGGCACCAUCAUCAUCAUCAGGAAAUUCUUCAACAUUAUUAACGAAGAGUCAACACGAAAAAUCAUUGGCCACAAACAUUCCAAAUUCAAAACAAGGAAAUAAUGACCCCGACAUGAAAUCAUCAAAAAAGUCUCCAUCUUCUCUUUCAAAAUCUAAAAAAGGAGAUUCAAAGCCUUCUUCUUCUUCAAAUAAUGAUGACACUAAUAAUACCGACAAGACAGAAUCUAAGAAGAGAAAAUUAGAUCAAGCUCUCUCCAACUCAGAACAGAAAUCCUCCAAAAAGAAGAACAAGAAUCCAAAAAAGAAGAAAAAACAAGAAGAGAAGGAAGGGGCAGUGCUCAAAGUUCAAAACGAAAAUAUUUUCAUUACGGAACAACAAUUCAAAGAGUGUUUCCCAAAUUGUAGUGCCGUGUUGAGAAUUGGACCACGAUUAAUUCUAGUUGCAUUUGAGAAAGAAGAGCAAGCUAUAGAAUAUUUAAAACAAGAAGAAGAAAAGCAAGCCACAACAAAGGCCAGUGAUGAAUUGCAGAAUGACCACAACUACAAAAAAAUUUCUGUAAAAAAGGAUAUUAAUGGACAACAAUUUACAAUUUCAUUGCAUGGUACUAAGGAUAUUUAUCGUCCAAGUUGGUUUGAUGUGAAGCCCAGAACCACUUCGGGAGUUUCACUUGGAUUGAACGAGAAUCAAAAGGUGACAUCAAAAUUUGCAUCCUUUUUGGAAAAAUCACUGCUUGAGAAAUUUGGAAGCUCUGAAAAUGUGUCCAUCAGUGACAUUCAUAAGGGAAAGAUUGUGUUUUUCGAAGAUGCAUCAGUUGAAGAGAAAUUCAAAAAUUUGAUUGAAAGUGGUGCAUUCAGUGUUCCUCCAGAAUAUAUUCGAGAAAAGAAGAAGAAGGAGCGAAAAUCCAAGAAAUAA